ACCAGCCCAGAAGGAAAAAUUAAGAAAAAAACCAACCAACCAAGAACAGCAAUUAUCUUUUCCUUGCUCGGUUUUCAUUCUUGAGACCAGCAAAAAUUUAUUACAGUAAACCUUAGCCAUGAGGGAAAUCGUGCACAUCCAGGCCGGGCAGUGUGGCAACCAGAUCGGUGCUAAGUUCUGGGAGGUGAUAAGCGAUGAGCACGGCAUCGAUCCCACCGGUACCUACCACGGAGACAGCGACCUGCAGCUGGACCGGAUCUCCGUGUACUACAAUGAAGCCACAGGUGGCAAGUACGUCCCUCGAGCUAUCUUGGUGGAUCUAGAGCCCGGGACCAUGGACUCCGUUCGGUCAGGUCCUUUUGGCCAGAUCUUCAGACCGGACAACUUUGUUUUCGGUCAGUCUGGGGCAGGCAACAACUGGGCCAAGGGCCACUACACAGAGGGAGCUGAGCUGGUUGACUCCGUCUUGGAUGUGGUGCGCAAGGAGGCGGAGAGCUGUGACUGCCUGCAAGGCUUCCAGCUGACCCACUCGCUGGGUGGAGGCACAGGCUCUGGCAUGGGCACCCUGCUCAUCAGCAAGAUCCGAGAAGAAUACCCUGACCGCAUCAUGAAUACCUUCAGCGUGGUGCCCUCACCCAAAGUGUCUGACACCGUGGUGGAGCCCUACAACGCCACCCUGUCCGUGCACCAGCUGGUGGAGAACACCGACGAGACCUACUGCAUCGACAACGAAGCCCUCUACGACAUCUGCUUCCGCACCCUCAAGCUCACCACGCCCACCUACGGGGACCUGAACCACCUCGUCUCGGCCACCAUGAGCGGUGUCACCACCUGCCUCCGGUUCCCAGGCCAGCUCAAUGCUGACCUCCGAAAGCUGGCCGUCAACAUGGUGCCCUUCCCGCGUCUCCACUUCUUCAUGCCUGGCUUCGCCCCUCUCACCAGCCGCGGAAGCCAGCAGUAUCGGGCCCUCACUGUGCCUGAACUCACCCAGCAGGUCUUCGACGCCAAGAACAUGAUGGCCGCCUGCGACCCACGCCACGGCCGGUACCUGACCGUGGCUGCCGUCUUCCGGGGGCGCAUGUCCAUGAAGGAGGUGGACGAGCAGAUGCUCAACGUGCAGAACAAGAACAGCAGCUACUUCGUGGAGUGGAUCCCCAACAACGUCAAGACGGCCGUCUGCGACAUCCCGCCACGCGGCCUCAAGAUGGCGGUCACCUUCAUUGGGAACAGCACGGCCAUCCAGGAGCUCUUCAAGCGCAUCUCGGAGCAGUUCACGGCCAUGUUCCGCCGGAAGGCCUUCCUCCACUGGUACACGGGCGAGGGCAUGGACGAGAUGGAGUUCACCGAAGCUGAGAGCAACAUGAACGACCUCGUCUCCGAGUACCAGCAGUACCAGGAUGCCACCGCAGAAGAGGAAGAGGAUUUUGGUGAGGAAGCAGAAGAAGAGGCCUAAGGGAGAGAGAGCCCUGCAUCAGUCACCUCGGGCUGCUUAGCUCCCUCAGCGCUCUCCACCUGCCCGUUUUCCUCCUCCAGUUUCUUUCUGCUGCCUCUGUCUCCUGUUUCGUUUUUGUUGUUGUUUUAUUCAUUGGGGGGUAAACAGUGCCUGGUACAUAGUAGGCGCUCAAUAAAUAUUUGUUUGUGGAAUGUCUCCUUUUCUCUUUCCACUCUGACAAAUCCAGAUUUCUGCCCUUCUGGGUGCCGCCCUAUUGUUUCCUUCUGGUACCUGUUUUUAUAACG
Acomys russatus (golden spiny mouse) is the source of this 1737-nucleotide messenger RNA. It is a transcript of the gene Tubb, whose product is annotated as tubulin beta class I. Gene Ontology annotation, molecular function: GTP binding; structural constituent of cytoskeleton; GTPase activity. NCBI's taxonomy places the organism in Eukaryota, Metazoa, Chordata, Mammalia, Rodentia, Muridae. The record is from RefSeq and is a predicted model, not a curated record. The transcript is spliced from 4 exons. The coding region runs from base 119 to 1453 and encodes 444 amino acids. Gene Ontology annotation, cellular component: microtubule; cytoplasm. Gene Ontology annotation, biological process: mitotic cell cycle; microtubule cytoskeleton organization.